CUAGUUUUCUCGUUUCCGUUUCGGUUUCUGCGAACUAAAGUGUCGUCAAUAUGUUUAUGUCUGCCCUGUAUCAUUAGAUUUUCUCUUCUCAUCGAUUCUGCGAAUUGGGCCAACCGGUUGUAAUAUUUGGUUGGUCAUAUCAUCAUAUGUUGUCAGGUGAUCAAGGGUUCUAGACUGCAAGAAUAUGAGUGGUAACCUUAAUAAAAGGCCACAUGAAGAGGGUGGUGAUGGUAGCGGUAGUGGCAAUCAUGGACAUUCCUCUGCUCCAAAAUACAUACAUGAUGAUUCCAAUUCAUAUGCUAAAGUUAUGAGUUCAGCGACACAUGAGUACCAUUCCUCUUAUGAUGCUGGACAGGAUGUGAGGAUGCCAAAGAUCCCUCGAACUGAAUCACGGGAUGUGGAUAGAAGAUCACCUUUGCUUCCAACUUUUCGAGGGUCAUUAAAUGAUUUGCAUUCUGAUCAUACAGUUGGUUUGGAAGCCAGGUUGGAGGCUAGGGAGGGUAAAGACAGUAUAAGGGAUGUUAAAGCUGAGAAUCGCGAAGCCAAGGCUGAAUCAAGAGAGCUGUACCAAGGAGGUAAAGGUGAUAAAGAUGCGAGGACUGAUAGCAGGGUUGAUGAUAGUAAGGAAACCAAACACGAGAGGGAUAGCUAUUCAGAAUACAAGGUUAAUAUGAAGUCAGAUAAAGAUAGUUUUUCUGGAGUAAGUAAUCACUUAAAUUGGAAAGAUUCAAAAGAACAGAACCGGGGGAAAAGAUAUCCUGAUGUCUCAGGUGGGAAUAUGGAUCCAUGGCAUGCUUCAAGAACCAAUGUGCAUGUAUCUGCUGAAGUUCCAAAGGAAAGUGUAAAUGUUGAGAACAGGGAUUAUGUUGAAGCAUGUGAGGCUGUUGGUGAAAAUAGGGUUGAUCUCAAAGGGGAUGAUAAAUUCAAAGGUAAAGAUAGGAAAAGAAAAGAAGGAAAACACUGGGAAUGGGGAGGGGAUAAAGAAAGAAAUGAUGGUAAGAGUAAUGUGCAAGUAGCAAAUAGCAGUAUUGAGAACAAAGACACAUUGAAGGAAGAUAGAGAAACCGAGAGGUGGGAGAGGGAAAGAAAAGAUCUGUCAAAAGAUAAGGACAAACCAAAAGACAGGGAAAAGGAUCAUUUGAAGAGGGAAAUCUGGAAAACUGAGAGAGAAAGUUCACAUAAUGAAAAAGAACUGAUGGAUGCUCCAGGUAGGACACUGGAGCAAGAAACUGAAAAGAAGAAACAAAAAGAUCAUGACAACUGGAAAAGUGGUGAAAGGGAGAGCAGAGACAAAAGGAAGGAAAGAGAUCAAGAUGUCGAAGGAGAGAGAAAUGAGAAAUGUAACAAGUAUAAUGAUAAUGACUUGGAAGAAGUAGGUAUGUCUGCCGAUGGGGGUGGUGACAGGGACAGAGAAGGUUUUAAUUAUGGAGUUCAACAGCGGAAGAGAAUGCUUCGUCCCAGAGGCAGCCCUCAAAUGGGAAACCGUGAUCCUCGUUUUAGAUCUCGUGUCCAUGACAAUGAAGGAUCUCAAGGAGGUAAGCCUGAUAUGUCCAGCAUCAUUUAUAGAGUUGGUGAAUGUAUGCAAGAACUCAUUAAAAUUUGGAAGGAAUAUGAAUCAUCUCAAGCUGAGAAAGUAGGUGAUAGCUCUCAAACUGGCCCAACUCUGGAAAUUCGAAUACCAGCUGAGCAUGUAUCUGCUACAAAUCGCCAGGUGAGGGGUGGACAACUAUGGGGAACAGAUAUAUACACUGAUGACUCGGAUCUCGUUGCUGUUCUUAUGCAUACGGGCUACUGUCGACCAACUGCUUCUCCUCCUCCCCCUACAAUUCUAGAGUUAUGUGCUACUAUCAGAGUGCUACCGCCGCAAGAAUCAUAUGUAUCAAGUUUGAGGAACAAUGUCCGCUCACGUGCCUGGGGAGCUGCAAUUGGUUGCAGUUAUCGUGUAGAGCGAUGCUGCAUUGUGAAGAAAGGAGGCGGGACGAUUGACCUUGAACCUUGCCUUACACAUUCAUCGACAUUGGAGCCUACUCUUGCUCCAGUUGCUGUGGAGCGUACAAUGACUACACGGGCUGCAGCAUCGAAUGCAUUACGGCAACAGAAAUUUGUGCGUGAAGUUACAAUACAAUACAAUCUAUGCAAUGAGCCUUGGCUUAAGUACAGUAUAAGUGUUGUUGCUGACAAAGGCUUGAAGAAACCCCUUUUCACAUCCUCACGCCUGAAAAAGGGAGAAGUCUUAUAUUUGGAAACCCAUACUCGCAGGUAUGAGCUCUCCUUCAAUGGAGAAAAGAUGGUCAAGGCUACAGCAGUGCCCCAUGCACAUGAAGUGGAGAAUGAGAAGCAUCAUGCGCAUCACUCCCAUUCUGUAAACGGUGAAAAAAAUGUGGAUGGUGAAAAUGUUGUCGUAGAUGUGUUCCGUUGGUCACGCUGCAAGAAGCCUCUGCCCCAGAAAAUGAUGAAAUCAUAUGGAAUCCCGUUGCCCCUUGAACAUGUCGAGGUUUUGGAGGAGAAUCUGGAGUGGGAGGACGUUCAGUGGUCACAAACUGGUGUUUGGAUUGCAGGGAAAGAAUAUGUUCUUGCUAGGGCUCAUUUUCUGUCUCCAAAUUAGUUAAGCUCUCAAGUGCAGAGCAGAGCAGAGCAGAGAGGUUUUUGAAUGAACUAGUUUACUGUCCAAGCCCCAAUGUGAAAUAAAAAGCAUCCAUCUUGUGUUGAAAGAAUGCUAUUUCAGAAUCUGUCUUAGUUUUUCAAGACAUUUCAUGUACAAUCAAUCUGCUUUGGAUUUAUGGACAUUUCUUCGGAUACUAAUUUAUGUAGAGUUAAUAUUACUUUUAGUUCGUAAAA
Molecule: messenger RNA, 2838 nt
Organism: Ipomoea nil (Japanese morning glory)
Lineage: Eukaryota; Viridiplantae; Streptophyta; Magnoliopsida; Solanales; Convolvulaceae
Exons: 12
Coding region: 185-2605 (806 amino acids)
Source: RefSeq, a predicted model, not a curated record